Messenger RNA from Spodoptera litura, 2635 nucleotides. Its product is annotated as nose resistant to fluoxetine protein 6-like. Gene Ontology annotation, molecular function: acyltransferase activity, transferring groups other than amino-acyl groups. Lineage: Eukaryota; Metazoa; Arthropoda; Insecta; Lepidoptera; Noctuidae. The record is from RefSeq and is a predicted model, not a curated record.
UCACGGAUUGACGGACGAAAACUUUUUUGUGUUGUCCUAAAGCUGAAUUUAGUUGACGAAUUAUAUAGUUUUAAUAUAUUUUAAUAAUUUGUAGAAUUUGUCAUAUAGAUAAUGGUUUUACAGUUGUAACUUGAGUUAUAGACGUAGGUAUUAUUAUAUAUAGAAAAAAUUAUUAAGUUUUAUAAAUGUAUAGUUAAAGUUAGUUUCUGAAAAAUGCAGAAAUAUAUAGUGUUGUUGUGUUUGAUACAUAGCUGUUAUGGUGUUAUAUAUACCUUAAAUGACACGGAGUAUAAUCGAAUGCCCGCCAAGUACAAGGGGGAUUUGUAUGACAAGUGCCACUGGGAUGAAGAUGCUGUCUACUGCUUCGCGGAGCUCAAGCUGGUCUCCGACACCCCUAGUCCCCUACUCACCAUGAUACAAGAAUACUCAGCGCACAACACAACGCAUUUCGAUUACACGAAAUUGAUACGAGGAGUGUGCCUCACACAGACAUGCAAACAUCUUUACAACGGUACAGCAGCUUCCAUUAAUGACACUGAGAUAAGAGUAGCCAUAGAGGCCUGUGUCAAUGAAGAAAUGUUCAAGGACUACGGGUUAAAGAUCAAAGUCAUCCGACACUUCUGCAACCAGCCGCCGAAGGACAAGCCGCUAGAUACACUUGAUUAUGCGAUGGCCAUCAUAUGUCUUGUAAUAUUGCUGGCCAACAUUGCUGGAACUAUUUAUGAGCCUUUCGGUGGAAAUCGAAAAGAUUUUUUAUCAAGAUUCCUCGUCUGUUUCUCGAUUCGUAACAACUGGAGGAAGCUAGUGGCUCCUGUCGCUAGAGGGAACGACCCUCGGCUGAAGAGACUCAAGGGUAUUCAUGGCAUGAGAACAAUGUCGAUCACACUAGUAAUUAUGGCCCACUCAAUCUUAGCCUGCGUUGCGUUUAUAGACAAUCCAAACUACUUUGAGCAGCUGUAUAAAAGCAAUAUGUUGAAGGUGAUCUUCAAUGGCAUGACCAUCAUGCAGACAUUCCUCGUGAUGUCCGGCUUCCUUCUGGUCUACAACUCCUUACUGCAUGCUGAGAAGCACAAGAUAACCUUAAUGUCGUUCCCUAAAUACAUCAUUUUGAGAUGGCUAAGAUUGACUCCACCUUACGCAGUCGUAUUAGGGUUGACUAUCACCUGGAUGAGGUACCUCACUGAUGGUCCUUUGUGGCAGGAGGUGAUAGGCAAUGAAGUAAAUGACUGCAAGAAGUACUGGUGGACCAACCUGCUGUACAUCAACAACUACUUCGACGACUCGCAGUGCAUGCAGCACACAUGGUAUAUAGCAACAGACACCCAGCUGUACUGUGUGGGUGCCUUAGUCUAUGUAUUGUGCUCCACUCCUCGAUCCAGGAAGAUAGUGCUACCACUCCUGCUUGUAGCAGGCCUCAUCAUUCCCGGAGUCAUCACUUAUAUGCUCAACUUGGAUGGAACCUUAAUUGUAUCUCCAGAGGCUAUCCACAGUCUGUUCCUUAACGAGCCUACCUUCAACUAUACAUACAGACGAGGCCACACCAAUCUCGCUGGCUACACCAUCGGCCUCUCCUUCGGCUACCUCAUCUACCACUGGCAGAAGAAAGGCGUUGACAUGUCCAGGUUCAGGAGAUAUCGUUUUGGGGUUCCUCUGCUGGUUUUGAUUGGAACUGGUGUUGUCUAUUCAGGCAGUAUCUUCUUCGAGGACGUUCCUCGCUACUCUAUGUACACCAGAGUUGCUUUUGCCAGUCUUCAGAAGCCAUUUUUCGGUUUUAUAAUAAGUUUGGCGUUAGUCAUAUUCAUCUUUAAAAUUGAUGACAUAGUUCGUCAUAUAGUGGAAUGGCAGGGUUGGACGGUGCCCAGCCGUAUCUCGUACAGCGCGUACCUGGUACACGUCGCCUACAUCAGACACUUCGUAUCCUACCAGACUACAAUUUGGCACGCCACCUUCGUCUUAAUACAACAAAUGACAGUUGGGUUCGUGCUGGUUUCCUUCUUAACUGCGUUACCAUUCUUCUUAAUAGUAGAAGCACCACUAGGCAACGUAACCAAAUUGUUCCUGAUGGGCUCCCCAAGAGAAAAGGAUGGCGAUAAUAAAGAAAACGUGAAAGCAGACCAUUCUAAAAAAAUGCUAAGUGACAGUGAAAUAGUGGCCAUUGAGAAAAUUGUUCCUUUGAAGACUUUACGAGAAAUACUAAGUGAUGAGCGGACCUAUGAAAAUUCACGAGUUUGACGAGAUAUAGAAAACUUUUAGAAAAUAUAGAUUAAGAAGAAAUGUUUGUUGGAAAAAAUUAAAAUUAGGCGAAAAUUAUUCAAUGACUUCUCCCGCCUUAGGUUAGGCGACACCAACGUAUGGUUUGGACUUUAUAUUUAUGUGAACAAAUUGUGAUGUUAGACAAUAAUUAGAAUUUAUUUUAAAAUAUCAUGGUUGGGUUUGACACUGCCACAUAGGAUUGCGUUUGUAUAAAAAUUUACUUAAACUCGUUAACUAAAUAGUUUACAUGAAAUGGAAUAAUUGUAUCUUUUUUAAAUUUUAUGAACGACAUACCUUUGUACAUAAAGUCCAUCAAAUAUUACAAAUUCCUUUAAUUAUUAUUUAAGGAGCAGAAUAUUUUAUUGCUUUUAAAAUUGUUGGG